Molecule: messenger RNA, 1335 nt
Organism: Ziziphus jujuba (common jujube)
Lineage: Eukaryota; Viridiplantae; Streptophyta; Magnoliopsida; Rosales; Rhamnaceae
Product: stemmadenine O-acetyltransferase
Exons: 1
Coding region: 1-1335 (444 amino acids)
Source: RefSeq, a predicted model, not a curated record
AUGGCUAGAGAUAUGGAGAUUGAGAUCAUUAGAAGAGAAACCAUAAAACCAUCAACUCCAACUCCUCAUCACCUUAAAAGCUACAACCUAUCCCUUUUAGAUCAGUUUGGUCAUCCAAUUUAUGGUCCUCUUGUUCUUUUCUAUCCCAAAAAUGAAAUUUCACCUCAACAAAGAUCCCAGAAGCUCAAGAAAUCACUAUCCCAAGUCUUGACUCUUUUCUACCCUCUUGCUGGAAGAACCAACAAUAACUUCACCGUCGAAUGCAACGACGACGGUGUUCAUUUCAUCGAAGCUCGAGUCCACGGUCUUCUCUCAAACUUUCUCCAAAAACCCGAUUCCGAUUUACUACAUCAAUUCCUUCCGAUGGAGAUGGAAUCAAGAAAAGCCGGCACGGGGCCCUUUUUUCUUGUUCAAGCAAGUUUCUUCGACUGUGGUGGAUUGGCAAUUGGUACUUGCUUGUCGCACAAGUUAGGUGACGCAACCACAGUGCGCUUAAUCCUAAAAUACUGGUCUGCCAUAGCUCUUGGCCACCAUGACCAUGCUGAUAUACCAUGCUUGGAUUCGGCGUCCCAAUUCCCUCCAAGAGAUUUCUCGAUGCCGCAUAGUUCUGCGGUGUUGGAAAGGACAAGGACCGUAACAAGGAGAUUCGUGUUGGAUGCAUGGAAGAUUGCAGCUCUUAAGGCUAAAGUUUCCAGCGCAAGCGUGCCCAAGCCUACUCGGGUUGAAGCCGUGUCCGCUCUAAUUUGGAGAUCAGCAAUGGCUGCAUGGAGAUCAUCAAACAAAGGGAUAGCGAAAAAAUCUGUACUAACACACACAGUGAACAUUAGGAAAUUGGCGGAGCCGCCGUUACCUGAGAAUUCAAUGGGAAACCUGAUUGCGUUCUGGUCGGCACGAACAGAUGAAAAGUUGGAGAGUCAAAGAGACAUGAAAGGUUUAGUUGUUGAAUUGAGGAAAGGAAAGAAGAAAUUCAGUGAAAAUGAAGCAAGAAGACUUGGAAUAUUGGAAGUGAUAUCUGGGUUAAUCAAAGAGGCAGGAGAGACAAGGGGACGAGAUGAUACAAACAGCUUAAUAUUUACCAGUCUGUGCAACUUUGGAUUAUAUGAGACAGAUUUUGGGUGGGGAAAACCUAUGUGGGUUACUGUUCCUAAUCCUUCACAUAAGAACUUAGUGACAAUGAUGGACACAAGGGAUGGUGAUGGUGGAGUAGAGUUUUGGUUAUGUUUGAGUGAGGAAGAUAUGGCAUUGUUUGAACGUGAUCCUCAGCUUCUUGAAUUUGCUUCACCAAAUCCAAGUCUCUUACCCUUUGAGCCCCUCAAAUGGAGCUCUGCUCUUUAA